AUGACUCUCACCCAGACAACCCCCUACCCCUUCCCCUUCACCACCAACCCAACAAACCAACCCACAACCAAGGGCGCCCCCAGAGACGAAACUCUCACCCUCAAGAAUGUCCGCGGUAAAAUACCCUCCAUCCAAGCCUCGACCCUCCGCACCAUGAUGUUGGAAGCGCACUCCGACCCCACAAAGAUUAUCGCCCACGCCUGCUCGUACGAUGGCCUCUCCUCGCGCCUGGUGCAGGAAGCCGGCUUCCCCAUUGUCUUCCUGGCAGGCUACGCCGUGGCCAGCUCCUAUGGACUCCCGGAUACGGGAUACAUUGCUAUGGCGGAGAUGUGCGAUAAGAUCCAGGAAGCCGUACGCGCAACGGAUAUCCCCGUUAUGGCGGACGGGGACACUGGGUAUGGAAGUCCGAUGAAUGUCAAGAGGACGGUUGAGAGUUUUGCUGCGGCUGGUGCAGCGGGCAUUAUGAUUGAGGAUCAGACUUGGCCGAAACGAUGCGGCCACACAAAAGGAAAAUCCGUUGUGUCGCGAGGCGAAGCCUACGCCCGGGUUCAAGCAGCCGUUGAUGCCCGUAACAACGGUCAGGACAUAUUUAUUCUGGCCCGUACCGACUCCCUAAUCCACGGAUGGGAGGAGGCCAUGGCCCGCGCAAAGGAGUUCAAGCGCAUUGGUGUGGACGCUGUAUUCGUCGAAGCCUUACCCGAUCGCGAGGCGAUGCAAAAAUGUGUCCAGGAACUGCAACUGCCUGUCUUUGCUAAUAUCAUUGAGGGUGGGCUGACGGAGAACCUGUCAGCCAAGGAUCUGGCUGAGCUCGGGUUCUCGGCUGUUGCGUAUCCGUGGACGCUUGUAGCGGCGAAGUUGAAGAGCAUCCGGGACACGUUGGAGGCGUUGAAGAGGAGUAUGACUACUGGGGCACCGCCGAUGAUCUUGGGCUAUGCGGAAGUUUGUGAGGGGGUAGGAUUUAACAAAUAUUGGGUAAGUCUGCUCGUGGUUUUGCGGUGGGUGUCCUUGAAGAUGUUUGCUAACUCUGGUUUAGGAUCAGGAGGUGAAGUAUGA
Messenger RNA from Aspergillus oryzae RIB40, 1053 nucleotides. Its product is annotated as isocitrate lyase/PEP mutase family protein. Bases 1 to 1053 code for a protein of 350 amino acids. NCBI's taxonomy places the organism in Eukaryota, Fungi, Ascomycota, Eurotiomycetes, Eurotiales, Aspergillaceae. The record is from RefSeq and is a predicted model, not a curated record. Gene Ontology annotation, molecular function: catalytic activity. The transcript is spliced from 2 exons.